Molecule: messenger RNA, 885 nt
Organism: Ornithodoros turicata
Lineage: Eukaryota; Metazoa; Arthropoda; Arachnida; Ixodida; Argasidae
Exons: 4
Coding region: 1-885 (294 amino acids)
Source: RefSeq, a predicted model, not a curated record
AUGGCGACUGAAAUGAGCGCGCAGGAUUAUGACAUCCUUGUUGAGAAUUUAGAUGACGACGAGUUGGAGGCGCUGUUAUUUGACGAGAUGCUCAAUGAGCGAGGCCCUCCAGCAACUUUCCUGUCGAAGGUGCGGUUGAAUCUGGCGGGUAUGACGGCAGAUGAAGCUCGCAAGCUGUUCAGGUUCGAGAAAAAGGACCUUCCUCGUCUGAGGUCUGCCCUCAGACUUCCUCCUCGGCUGUGCACAGCGAAUGGCACUAUCAUCGACGGAGUAAACGCACUCGCCGUUGCUCUGAGGCGACUCGCCUACCGAAACCGCCUGUGUGAUUUGGAAAUGCUGUUUGGUCGCCACAUGUCGACGCUUUCCUCCAUCUCAAAUCAGGUGAACGCGCAUAUCGCGACAACGUUUGGCCACCUGAUAAGCGGCUUCAAGUGCCACGACUGGUUGAACCUCGAGCAGUUCGCGAAGGCCGUGCAUGACAAAGGGGCACCACUACCGAACUGCUGGGGAUUCAUCGAUGGCACAGCAAGAGCAAUUUGCCAACCGUCAUCGGACCAGAAGGCAUAUUUUUCUGGCCACAAGCGGUUCCAUUGCCUCAAGUACCAGGGCAUAAUGUGCCCAAAUGGCAUCAUCGUAAGACUGGAUGGUCCAUACCAAGGGAACAGACAUGAUGUUGGCAUCUUACGUGACAGUGGCCUCUACUGCGACCUGGAGGAAUUCAUGGGGGACAGAUCCUAUGUGCUGUAUGGUGACCCAGCCUACCCGUUAAAACCGUUGCUACAGCGGCCAUUUUCGACUACGCGAAUAAGCCCUGAACAAGCCAUGUUCAACAAGAGGAUGAGUUCAGUGAGGCAGGCUGUGGAAUGGGGUUUGGAAAGGCCAUAA